Hippoglossus stenolepis (Pacific halibut) is the source of this 1488-nucleotide messenger RNA. Its product is annotated as glucagon receptor-like. The transcript has 14 exons. The record is from RefSeq and is a predicted model, not a curated record. Gene Ontology annotation, cellular component: plasma membrane. Gene Ontology annotation, biological process: adenylate cyclase-modulating G protein-coupled receptor signaling pathway; cell surface receptor signaling pathway. NCBI's taxonomy places the organism in Eukaryota, Metazoa, Chordata, Actinopteri, Pleuronectiformes, Pleuronectidae. The coding region runs from base 1 to 1341 and encodes 446 amino acids. Gene Ontology annotation, molecular function: glucagon receptor activity; peptide hormone binding.
AUGUCUAACAGAUCUUUUUCCGACAAGGACGAACAACCUUCAGUGAUGAACAGGACACGAGACAUUAUGGCAUUGACCUGCCUGAUAUUUCUCAUACUGUCAAAGUUUGAGAUGGCCAGCGGAAAAGUCCUUGAGGAAACGUAUCAGAAGUGGGUCCAGUACAAAGAAGACUGCGUGAAAAUGAUAUUAAAUGACCCGCUGCCUCAAGUGGGCUUCUUCUGUAACAGGACAUUUGACAAAUACGCCUGCUGGCCAGACACUCCUGCCUUCUCUGAAGUCAACAUCUCGUGUCCUUUCUACUUGCCCUGGUAUGACAAAGUGUCCCAGGGAGUCGUGCGUCGGAGGUGCGGCUCUGACGGCCACUGGGAGAGAGAUGACAGCGGGCAGGUGUGGAGAGACAUGUCCCAGUGUGAGGAGGAGAAAGAGGUCACGUCUCAGGAGCUGUGGUUCAAACAACUGAUGGUGAGCUUCAGGAUGCUGUACACUGUCGGCUAUUCCCUUUCCCUCUUCAUGCUCAUCACAGCUCUUAUUGUUCUUCUGAGCUUCAGGAAACUGCAUUGCUUCAGGAAUUACAUCCACGCGAACCUUUUCCUCUCCUUCAUCCUGCGAGCUGUUUCCGUCAUCGUUAAGGACACCAUGCUAGAACGCCACUGGGGACGAGAAAUCAUGAAGCAGACCGACGUGAGAGAGAUACUCAGCCACCAGGCUGCUAUUGGCUGCCGGAUAGCCCAGUUGAUGAUGCAGUACUGUGUCCUGGCCAAUCAAUCUUGGUUCUUCGGAGAGGCCAUUUAUUUGUACUCUGUGCUUAUAGCAUCAGUGUUCAUGGACAACAACAAAUACUUGCGUUACAUCUUACUUGGCUGGGGAACACCGCUUCUAUUUGUGGUUCCCUGGGUGGUGAUGAAGCUCUUGAAAGAAAACAAAGAGUGCUGGGCUCUCAAUGAGAACAUGGGCUACUGGUGGAUCAUUCGUUUCCCCAUUCUUUUAGCAUCACUAAUCAACUUUCUGAUUUUCAUGAAGAUCCUGAAGGUCAUUUUUUCCAAAUUACGAGCCAGCAACCAGACUGGAUACCCUGAUUACAAACUUCGGCUCGCCAAGGCAACGCUCACCCUCAUUCCUCUGUUCGGGAUUCAUGAGAUCAUAUUCAUUUUUGCUACAGAUGAGCAGACGACAGGUGUUCUGCGCUACACCAAGGUUUUCUUCACCCUUUUUCUCAAUUCAUUUCAGGGUUUUCUGGUGGCUGUGCUCUACUGCUAUGCCAAUAAAGAGGUGAGGACCGAGCUGAGACGGAAGUUAGGCAACUGGAGGAUAAAGGCAGAGACUGUGUGCUGUGGAAAGUGACUAGACGGGCUCGACUCUCGAGAUGAUACUUUCUCCAUCGCCACGGUGCCAGAGCGCAACAGAUCCUCUGCCAUAAUGAUGAGGGCGAUGCCUGAUGGUUCACCCACCCCCGACUGUUUGUUGAUCUCGGGGCAGGAAAUUCAGCCA